AUGAAAUUUGAUAAACUUCAUUCUCAUAAUUCAACUCCAAAAACAGUGGAAUUCGCCUCGACAACCAAAUCAACAUUCGUGCCUCCACCUCUGGGAUUAGAUAUUGUCACUAUGCCUAAUAAUAAAAUUUUUGACCUCUUCCUAAAGGGAUCAAUUAGUGCUAAAUAAAUGUUAAAAAUGGAUCAUAAUGAUAUUGAUAAUGUUCCAAGAAUUGCACCCAGGCGAUAAUAAACAAGACAUAAAUCAAUUAAAAAAAAUUAAGCAGAUCAAAUAUUUAGUUUAGUUGAAAGAUUUUAACAACAAAGAAAAUAAUCAGUUAUAAUUGCAUAGAAUCCAAAACCCUCGCAUCCACCUAAAUUAUAACGGAAAGAAACCUUAAUGUAAUUGACAUCCAGCACUAAAGAACUCAUUUAACCAAUAUAGCAAUCAAGAUUCAGAGCACCAGUUAGAAAAUUUUCAUAAAGGAGCACAUCUAGUGGUAAGGAAGAAUAAUUAAUAAAACGAUGCGAAAAAUUAAGUGGGGAACGCUUGAAUGUAGAAGAAAAAGAAUUAUUACUAAAAAAAGAUAUAACAGAUGAAGAUGCAUGGAGAAUGAUGAACGUGUUUCAAAAGAAAAAAUGGUUUUUUGAUUAUGUACACAGAAAUCUAGAUCAGUAGUCGAAAUAGCAAUAAAGCUAAUAAGAAAUCAAAGUGCAAGCUCAACCGAUUUCGUUAUUCUAAAAAUUAAGAAACACAGUGCUCAAGCAAACAGAAGUCAAAAGAAAACCUGAGAAGCAGUGCUAAGAGUACUACAAUCACAUUUAAAAUAUCGAAGAUUAAAUUAAAUACCAUGUUUUUAAUAGAGAUUUGCCUGAACAAAUUAGAAAUCAGUAAAAACCGAGUGUGAAAAUGUAUAGAUCUGAAUCUGAAGUUUCCAAAUUGAACAUCAGAAAUAAGUUCAUAGAGGCAGCUGAUAAAUUUAGCAUUAAUUAAUCCAACCCUUAAGUAUUAAAGGAUUUUUUUGAAAAUGGAAGUCAAACUUGUAGAUCCUAACCUAGAAUCUCAAAAACUAAAUUAACUUCCAGAAAAGUUCAAAGACCUCAAUUAUCAAGGGAAAACGAUAUCUCUCAUGAAAGCUAAGGAGAUUCUUAUAAGAGCAUCACUGAAUUCAGACUCAAUGAGUUGUAUCAUGAAAGUAAAUUACGAUAAAAAUAAUAUAAAUCAAAAUAUGACACUCCUAUUAUUGAUAAUGGGGAUUAACUAUAGAGGAAAGUGAAAAAUUUAGUUAGAUUAGGUAAUUUGUAGAAUACCAUUUUAAAUGUAGUUUCAUUUAAACUGUAAUAAUGA
Molecule: messenger RNA, 1326 nt
Organism: Paramecium tetraurelia
Lineage: Eukaryota; Ciliophora; Oligohymenophorea; Peniculida; Parameciidae
Exons: 2
Source: RefSeq, a predicted model, not a curated record